AUGGAGGACACGUGCUUGUCCUUCUCUCCGCAGAGCAACAGGCGCACUCCCGAUGGCUCCCCGGGCCUCCCGGGCCUUCCGGGGAGAGAGCAGGGCUCUGGCCCAAGCUCUUUCUUAAGAUGUGAGGAACUCAAGUCCUCUCACCUCGGGCCCCUCCAGCACCGCCUCUACACCGCGGCCAUGGCGGACUUUACGCACGGAGCCCAGACCGCGUCCCCGGGAAAACACGGCAAGUUUCUGGACAGUAUGAGCCCAGAUCAAAAGGGGACCGUGAUCAGUGGGAAAGCAGGAUUUUAUGACUCAAGCUCGGAUGACAGAGAGAAGGGAGCCCUCAAACCCAUGGUGUACCCAGGGAUCAGCUCAGACUGCUGUGCAAAGAUGAAAGAGGCCAUGAUCCAGGGAGACUCCAUCGCAGACUCCAUCGACCUGUCGGGCAAGAACAAAAAGCGCCGCAAUCGCACCACAUUUAGCACCUUUCAGCUUGAGGAGCUGGAGAAAGUGUUCCAGAAAACACACUAUCCAGACGUGUACGCUCGAGAGCAGCUGGCCCUCCGCACAGAGCUGACCGAGGCGCGGGUCCAGGGAGCUGUUGGUGAACUCUUUAUUGCCAUUGUCUGGUUUCAGAACCGUAGAGCAAAGUGGAGGAAACGCGAGCGCUACGGCAAGAUCCAAGAGGUCCGCAACCACUUUGCAGCAACCUACGACUUAUCUCUGCUGCCUCGCCACGAUACUUAUCAGAUGCAAGGAAAUCUCUGGACCGGUGCGACUUCAGCCGGAGGAGGUGGUCCAGCCGCUGGUUGUGUCCUGGGACCUGACCCUUCAUCCUGCAUGAGCCCGUACCCUCAUCCGCACAGUAACCUGCAGAGCUUCAUGGCCAUGCCCCCCUCGCCCGCUCACUCCCACCACCACCACCACCACCACCCUUCACACCACCACCACCCGGGCAUCAACGGCAUCAACGGCCUCUACUCGCUCCACAGCUUCUCCGGGGGACUGGCCUCAUCCUCCAUCGAUGCCCCAGAGUCGGAGUACAAGCCCACCAGCCUGGUUGCCCUCCGGAUGAAAGCCAAAGAGCCAGGCAGCAUUCUGUCCUGGCCCACAUGA
Molecule: messenger RNA, 1104 nt
Organism: Knipowitschia caucasica
Lineage: Eukaryota; Metazoa; Chordata; Actinopteri; Gobiiformes; Gobiidae
Source: the annotation of a GenBank genome assembly